Molecule: messenger RNA, 1637 nt
Organism: Cornus florida
Lineage: Eukaryota; Viridiplantae; Streptophyta; Magnoliopsida; Cornales; Cornaceae
Product: nucleosome assembly protein 1;4-like
Exons: 12
Coding region: 11-1378 (455 amino acids)
Biological process (GO): nucleosome assembly
Cellular component (GO): chromatin; nucleus
Molecular function (GO): chromatin binding; histone binding
Source: RefSeq, a predicted model, not a curated record
UCCUUAGGUCAUGACGCGAGGGAGGCACAGAGAGAGAGAGAACCGCCCACUUCUACCCCAUUUUUCUCGCCUCCCCAAUCCAUUUUUCCCUCCUCUCACAAAAACCCUCCUCUUUCUCUCUCUAUACUUUCCCUCCCUUUCUCUUCAAUUUCGUCUCCAAUCAUAUUACUUUUUCCUUCCUCACCCCAUUUCAUUUUCUAGGGUUUCAUACAAUCGCUUUAAAAAAAUGAGUAACAACAACAAAGAUCAGUUCGACAUGUCCGAUCUCGGUUCCAACCUGCCCGCCGCCGCCGCUGCUCUCAGUGCAGAGGAUCGUGCUGAUCUUGUUAAUGCACUAAAGAAUAAGCUUCAGAAUUUGGCCGGGCAGCAUUCGGAUGUACUCGAGACUUUGACACCGAAGGUCCGGAAGCGUGUUGAGGUUCUGAGAGAGAUUCAGAGCCAACAUGAUGAGCUAGAGGCAAAAUUUUUUGAGGAGAGAGCAGCACUUGAAGCUAAAUACCAGAAGCUUUAUGAACCUCUAUACACAAAGAGAUUUGACAUUGUGAAUGGUGUUGUGGAAGUUGAGGGAGUUACGAAUGAAGAAGCUAUCACGGGCCAAGAAGAGGAUAAAGCCACAGAAGAGAAAGGUGUGCCUAACUUCUGGAUCACUGCAAUGAAGACUAAUGAAGUAUUGGCCGAGGAGAUCUCAGAGCGUGAUGAAGAGGCUCUCAAGUAUCUCAAAGACAUCAAAUGGUGUAGGAUUGAUAAUCCUAAGGGUUUUAAGCUCGAGUUUUUCUUUGAUGCUAAUCCUUUCUUUAAGAACUCUGUUCUGGCAAAAACAUAUCACAUGAUUGAUGAUGAUGAACCUAUUCUGGAGAAAGCAAUUGGGACAGAGAUCGAAUGGCAUCCAGGUAAAUGCUUAACACACAAGAUCCUAAAGAAGAAGCCGAAAAAGGGGUCAAAGAAUGCGAAACCUAUCACUAAAACUGAAAACUGUGAGAGUUUCUUCAAUUUCUUUAACCCUCCACAGGUUCCUGAGGAUGAGGAUGAUAUUGAUGAAGAUACUGCUGAAGAACUUCAAAAUCAAAUGGAACAAGACUAUGACAUUGGUUCAACCAUUCGGGACAAAAUUAUUCCUCAUGCUGUUUCGUGGUUUACGGGGGAGGCUGUUCAGGGAGAUGAGUUUGAAGAUAUAGAUGAUGAUGAUGACGAGGACGAUGAUGGUGAUGAAGACGAAGAUGAAGACGAAGAAUUUGAGGAUGAUGACGAGGAGGAUGAUGAAGAUGAAGAGGAGAGCAAGAGUAAGAAGAAGCCUUCAUCUGGGCGGAAGAAGGGUGGCAAAACACAAGCUGGGGAAGGUCCGCAAGGUGAGCGUCCUCCAGAGUGCAAGCAACAAUAGUGUUAGGUUGCAGGCAACGGCAUAUGGUUACCUGGUUGUGACCACUGGUGGUGUUGGUAUUGCGGGUUUGAGAGUUUUGGGGGUCUGCUUCUCUCCUUGUCUGUUGAAAUUGUCUUGCCUUCUAUUUUGUUCUCCUCUUAAGAGUGUUCUACAGUUCUGGUCUCUCAGCUUUUCUAGGGUUCCCAUGUUGUGAAUGUUCAAAGAAACUAUUUAAUUUUUAUUAUAUCUCAAUGCUUAUCAGUAAUUUCUUUCCUGAUUC